Molecule: messenger RNA, 2520 nt
Organism: Didymella exigua CBS 183.55
Lineage: Eukaryota; Fungi; Ascomycota; Dothideomycetes; Pleosporales; Didymellaceae
Exons: 2
Coding region: 1-2520 (839 amino acids)
Source: RefSeq, a predicted model, not a curated record
AUGGCCGGCGACGAGGUGCUCCCCUGGAACGUGUCGCGGUGCAACCGGCUGCUGCGGCCGCUGUCGUCGAAGCUUGCGAAGCUGCGCAAGGCGCUCGAGCUGCCGCGGACGGCGCACCAGGAACCGCGCACGACGUCCUCGGCGUUUGCGACCAAGGCGACGCCGCAGAAAACGACCAACUUCACACGCCCGGCGCACAAGCCCCGCAGCUUCGACAAGGCGCGCGACCCGGACUGGAGGCCCGGCGCCAACAAGGGCGCGAGGAAGACGUAUGGCGGGCGCAAGGCGAAGAGACUGGCCGCGCCGAUGACGUGCAAUGUGGGCGCCGACCGUGGUGCGCGGCCGGGCGAGAUUGCCUUCACGCCGCUCAUUGCGCGCAUGGGCGGCCGGAUGCUGGACAGUCCGCUCACGCCGGACUCGCCACUGAGGAGACACACCAAGAACCGCGGCCCCCUCGUGGCGACGCUCGAUCGCGCCGAGAGGUUUGGGCCGCAGGUGCCGGCGGACGUGAAGAAGCUGGUCGUGGGCAUGCUGGAGGCCUACGCCAACAUCCUGCACGCAACACACGAGAAGAGGAGCAGGAAAGGGACCGGCUCGCUGAUGAGCGCAUGCCUGAAGAAGCUCCCAGCGUACAUCGAGCUCGAGGAGCAUUUCGCCCAAAUCGACCACCUGGAACACGAGGACGAGUCGGACGGCCAGGAUGUUGCGACCGAGAUCUACGAAGACCUGGAGACCCGCUUCGAGCAGCGACGGGGACAAGGCUGGCGGCCCUUCAAGUACGUGGUACGCGCGCAUGCCACGUCAUUGCUUUGCAGCGCAAUAGAAGACGAGAUACUGGGCUUGGAGAGCCUGGGGUACUUCCACAGCCACUGCCUGGCUGUGGGUGCAUACGACGAGGCUGAGGAGAUGCUUGUGGCCGCCCUGCCCUUGCUCGAGCCGCUGUCCAUUCCUCUGAAUGUACAAGCGGAUCUUUUUGGCGACAACCAAGUCUAUCUGUCGACUGCCAAAUCCUUCGUGGACCGCACCGGUCGUCACCGCUUCCUCUACGACCUCCUCGAGCACAUGGUUGCACACGAGCUGCUGCCUCUGGAGUGGCUGGCAACAAUUCGCAUGCGCCCCAUCUGGGACCGACUGGUGCGCACCAUCACAGAAGGAGACCAGCGUACGUUGCCAGCUUGUUCGCGCUUCCUCGAGACGUGCAUGCUUACUGGCAUGGGUCUGCCAGACGAGCGUCUUCUUGCGGACAAAGUCACGGGAGCGACUGCCCGGCGCUUUGUGCCGUCUUCGAGAGAGGGUCUACGCCAGGCUCUGAACACGACUUUCUUGAGUCUCCUCACGGUGCUGUGCAGCAUUGCUCUUGUCAACGGCCGCCGUGAGGAUGGCGCCGGUGAAAUUAUUGCGCGGCGAGUUACACACACACUGGACGCUAUCACCAUCGCCCUUACAACUCGGUCUGAUGUCGAGACUGAGCUGAGGCUGCUGGAUGCGGACUCGGAUGACCUGCAGAUCUUCGGGCAGCGCGCCUGCUGGACCGUCUUCUGCUCCUUCUUAGUACAUCUCGACGCCUGUGACGCGUCCUCUGGUCUCAUUGACCCGUCUACUUCCACACUGAUUCACCAGAUGAGCUCCGUCAUGCGGCAAUACUCAGCGAACGGCGUCAACUCCUCAACUGUUCUAGCCACCCUCCCCCUGCUCAUCUCAGCAAUAGCACGCGGCACCGGCCGCAUCUGGCACGACUCCGGCUUCGUCGAAUUCCAGCGUCUGAUCCAAGCAAUGACAGGCCUCACCGGUCACCGCCUGCCCCACAAGCUCUGGACGCUGAAGCGCAUAGCCCUCGAGUCCGCCACCGAAUUCGCCAACGACACCGACGAGCGCGAACACCUCAAGUACGCGAACGAGGUUGAGAGGCAAAUGCGCACCUCAGGCCGCCUGGUCAUCAUGCUCACACCACGCAAGACCGACACACCGUCCAGCGCCGCCAGCGGCGGGGGAUUCAGAUGGGAAGACGGCAUCGGCGAAUGGGUCGCCUGCACGCCAUUCCCCAAAGCGCACGCACGACCGAACCAACGCCCAAUCCGCGCACUGACACUGCUCCCCACUCCAGCGCAAUCCUCCGCUUCCGACUCAGACGACGAAGAGGACUGCGUCCAAGACUCAGACCACGACAGCGCCUCCUCGCCCACUAAACGCCCCCACUCCACCGCGCUGCGCAAACGCAAACGCACACGCGCAUCCUCCCCCGUCGUCCUGAUCCGCGCGAAACCGUCACACAUCACACCGCCGCUCUCGCCGGUCGCGUUCUAUCCGCAUCUCCCCAAGGAGACGUCCGUGGAGGGCGAGAGGCAGGGCGAGAGGAGGCUGCGGCGCAGCACGACGCAGAUCAAGCGCUUGCGGCUCACGCUCGGAGCGCGACGGAGCAGCGGCGGGGCGAGGGGGCUGCGGGAUGUGCCGCGGGUGAGGUAUGAUGGGGCCAGUGAUGGGCUGGGGGAGAGUGAGGAUGAGCUGAGUUUUGGGUUUUGA